AUGGCUACUUCAAAUUUUCCACAUAACAAGAAACGGACAUUAUAUGUAGGAGGAUUUGGUGAAGAGGUGACAGAAAAGGUUCUAAUGGCGGCGUUUAUAACAUUUGGUGAUAUUGUAGCCAUUUCUAUACCGAUGGAUUAUGAAACAGGGAAACAUCGUGGAUUUGGAUUCGUCGAAUUUGAACUCGCUGAGGAUGCCAUGGCUGCAAUAGACAAUAUGAAUGAAAGCGAGUUGUUUGGUCGAACAAUUAGGUGUAAUUUUGCUCGACCACCAAAGGCAACAGAGCGGUCAUCUCGUCCUGUCUGGGCAGAUGAUGAGUGGUUGAAACGUUAUGGAAAGGGUAGUGGAAUAGCAGAUGCAAAUAAGAGUGAUGAAUCGACUUUAGAAACUAAAGGUUUACCACGAGUUUAUCUCGGAGUGAAGAUAGGAAUAAGGUAUAUUGGACGGAUAGUGAUAGAAUUGCGUCACGACGUUGUACCUCGAACGGCGGAGAAUUUUCGAUGUCUUUGUACAGGGGAGAAAGGAUUCGGAUAUGAGGGCUCCAUAUUCCAUAGAAUAAUACCGAAAUUCAUGCUGCAAGGUGGUGAUUUUACGAAGGGCGAUGGUACAGGCGGAAAGUCUAUCUACGGACCGAAAUUUGAAGACGAGAAUUUUAAGGUAUUGCUAUUUUGGCUCCGACAUGUGAUGCCCGGUACGGUAUCGAUGGCGAACUGUGGUCCGAACACAAACGGAUCUCAAUUUUUUAUAUGUACUGAAAAGACCGAUUGGCUCGAUGGGAAGCAUGUAGUUUUUGGACGUGUCGUAGAGGGAAUGAACGUGGUUCGGCAAAUUGAACAGCAGGGUACUCCUUCUGGAAAACCUCAAAUGGUUGUGAAAAUCGUGGAAUGUGGAGAGUUAAAACCAGAGCCUCCUAUUUCGAAACCUGAUGCUGAGAACUCCGAUAACGAUGUAAUGGUUGUGGACCCACAAAAAGAGUCCACUUGA
Angiostrongylus costaricensis is the source of this 984-nucleotide messenger RNA. Lineage: Eukaryota; Metazoa; Nematoda; Chromadorea; Rhabditida; Metastrongylidae. The record is from the annotation of a GenBank genome assembly.